Messenger RNA from Xiphias gladius (swordfish), 6085 nucleotides. RefSeq names its product monoacylglycerol O-acyltransferase 3a (gene mogat3a). The record is from RefSeq and is a predicted model, not a curated record. NCBI's taxonomy places the organism in Eukaryota, Metazoa, Chordata, Actinopteri, Istiophoriformes, Xiphiidae. The transcript has 13 exons. Gene Ontology annotation, biological process: triglyceride biosynthetic process. Gene Ontology annotation, cellular component: endoplasmic reticulum membrane. Gene Ontology annotation, molecular function: diacylglycerol O-acyltransferase activity. The coding region runs from base 709 to 1716 and encodes 335 amino acids.
GUCUGAUGUGUGGAGCUCUGUCUUGUUCGCCAUGGCAGCGUCAGCGUAGUCUUCCGUGAUAACAGCGGUCUCCACGGUAACGGAAGACCUGAUGAUCACACAUACAGACAGGUUACUUUGUGAUGCGAAACUGCAGUGUGAGUCCUGAUGGGGGAGUGGGAGUCCGGUGUAAACCAUGCACCGUCUGCUCAGGACAGUCUGGUGAAGUACUCCACAUUUGCUGACUCGAUGUGCGGAAACAAGCGUCAGUGACACACCAACAGAGACACCUGCUUAAGUGCCUACAGUCUUUGCUCCUUAAGUGUGGAUCAUCCUCACUGUGAUGUAAGAAUCAAUCACGGUAAAUAAUCACAACUGAUGAUGUUGAUCGGUUGAUCCCUGUCUGUCUGGCUGAUUCAGAGCAUCGACUUUUAUCUUCAAAACUACAGAAGCUCGCUCACGACAUGUUUCAUCGCGAGCUCUGAUUGGCUGAGAUGAACCCACCCAGAGGGAAAUCCCGUACGCAUGCGCAGUAGAGGAGCGAGGGAGGGCACCGUGUUUGUAAAGUUUAAAGUCAGACUGAGUUAAGAUUUGUGGGUUUAAUUAAAUCAUCUUCAUCGUCUGCUGGAGAACACGGCAGCACGCAGACAGACAGAAGCUCCGGCAUCGGGGCCGAGACACUGUGAGGUCGCAGCGCUCCAUGCCGGGCCAAGGGGCGCGACCGCCGGCAUGAAGAUCGAGUUCGCCCCGCUAAACAUCCCGCUGCGGAGGAGGCUGCAGACCGCCGCCGUCCUUCAGUGGGUCUUCUCCUUCCUGGGUCUAGCUCAGUGCUGUCUGGCUGCCUUCGUCCUCCUGGCUCUCUCUGAUUGGUGGAUGGUGACUCUGCUCUAUGCCGGUUGGCUGUGGUUGGACUGGGACACACCCACCAGUGGGGGUCGGAGGUCACGGUGGGUCAGUAGCUGGACCAUCUGGGAGUACUUCAGGGACUACUUCCCUAUAACGCUGGUUAAAACGGUCGAUCUGGAUCCAAAGAAAAACUAUAUCUUUGGAUUUCAUCCCCAUGGUGUGCUGGUAGCGGGCGGGUUUGGGAACUUCUGUACGGAGGCGACAGGUUUCUCUCGCCUGUUUCCUGGACUGAAGCCUCGCCUGCUGAUGCUGCCGUUCUGGUUCAGAGUCCCGCUCUUCAGAGACUACAUCAUGUGUGGAGGUCUGGUGUCGAGCUGUAAGGCCAGUAUGUCGUACCUGGUCAGUCGUCCCGAAGGAGGUAAUGUUGCCGUCAUCGCGGUGGGAGGAGCUCCAGAGGCUCUGGACGCUCGACCAGGAGCUUUAACUCUACAGGUGCGAAACAGGAAGGGCUUCAUCAAACUGGCUCUCAAACACGGAGCUCAACUGGUUCCAGUCUUUUCUUUUGGAGAAAACGAGUUGUUUGAUCAGAUGGAGAAUCCCAGCGGCUCUCCUCUGAGGAAGCUACAGAACCGGCUGCAGAGCAUCAUGGGAGUAGCGCUGCCUCUGUUUCACGCCAGAGGUGUUUUCCAGUACAGCUUCGGCCUGAUACCCUACAGGAAGCCCAUACGCACUGUCGUGGGGAAGCCGAUCUCGGUCACCCAGACUCCCAGUCCCAGCAGCGAGGACAUCGAGAGUCUUCAUAAAGUUUACUUGCAGAGUCUGACUGACCUGUUUGAGCAGCACAAACACACUUAUGGCCUCAGCGAGGACCAGCACCUGACAUUCAUAUGACCACACGUGUAUUACCUGGUUGUAACCUGUAUAUGACCUGACCGUCACAUGGCCGUCAGCUGGUCAGGGUGUGAAACUGUCAGUCUUAACUGACUGCUCCUCUAUUGGACAGCACCGUGCUAACACUGCCAACAGAGAUCAUUGAUUUUAACGAGGAAUGUUAACACUGCUAGCAGAGCUUUCAUGGUGGUAUAAGCAAUGUCUCUGUCUGGAAAGACGAGUGUUUGUUGUGUUUAUGUAAUAAAGUGACAUCAGCUGAUGAUGAGGUAACAGAUGAUUGACGGGUGUGACAUCACUGUGACAUCACAGUGACGAUAAGUGACCCAGAGGAGAUGGAGCAGUCUGAUAGGUUGAUUUGGACUGAAUCCCCACAAGAAGUCAAGUCAGUUUUAUUUGUAUAGCACCAAAUCAAUUUUAGUUUAACUCUGCUGCUCGGACUGUCACAGACCGUUAGCAUGUUAGCCCCAAGCUAACAUGCUAACGGUUGCCACUGAAAUUAACGAGGACUUGAUAGGGAAGAAGACAGGAGGGGCCUCCUGCACAGGAGUACACCGAGGAGCUGUUGAGGGUCAGCCCUUAAUGGAAGGGAGGGAAGGGGGUGUCAGAUCAGACCUUCUCACGAUCCGCAUACCGAGCUCCACGGGAUCUUCUACGGUGGUGACGCCAUUUUCCAGGAAAUCUGAUUGGUCAGUAGGCGGGGCUUCUAUACGCGUUGAUCUCUGGAGCAGGUCAGGUGUGCAGCAUAAGUGACCAUGGCGAUGAACCACGGUAAGAAGCGAGUCACCGUCCUAACCCUGAAAAGCCGGGAUUAAACCUAAAGUUACUUCGCUCACCACAGAUCCUGCGUCGUAGUCCAGGUCUCUGGUCUUGGUCUUGAAACCUUCUGAUUCAGAGCAGGCGAACAUGAACACGUCAAUGAGGUGAAGCACUGAAGUUUUCAGAGGAUCAGCAGCAGACCCCUCACUCUGGUUUCUUACAGUCAGAGACAGUGGAGCUGCUCAGGUGAAGUAAAGCUGAACAUGAUAAACCAGCAGCUGCCGAGAGGCUGUUAUGGUCUGUAAUGAAGCUAAUCGACCCCAAGAGGUCAGCACGAUACAAGACACGACAGAGACACGGUAACCACAGACUCUUCUUAUCGACUAAACCCUGAAAUAUUAUAACACGCUGUGUACUUGGACCGUGUGUGAAGUAUGGCUUCAUUCUCACCGCUUCGGGAGGACCUGGGUCGCCCCGACUGUUAAGGAACAUGGAGCCACUUAAUUUUUUUUAAUAGGCCCAAACUUUUUUCUUGGCUCUCAUACUGGUGUUUUAAAUUGUAUUCCUGAUGUCUUAGACCCCGGCUGGUCCUGAUUUUAAUUCAUUUAACCACAGCACUGCUUCGCUGGGCUUGAUCCGACUCAGGAGGACGGAAAACUCGGGUUGGAUUGCUACGGCACUGACCUGGAUUCCGUCGCUACACCUCCUUCUACCGCAUGCCGAUCUGCAUGUUUCCUUCAGCGCCCAAAUUCAAGGGAGUGAAACGUACAGUGUGGUUGCUCUCUGCUGUACUGUGUUUGUUAAUUUUGUGCAUUCACGAGACCGAAAACGUCCGCGCUGUGCUCUCAAAUCCGGACGAAACAUGCGCAUCUGGCUGUUCACCGAGUAUCUAUUCACUACCCCUGCCCUUGUUGUCCUCUCACUCUGUGGACUUCUCCCGUCUGAUUGGUGUCAUGGCUCUGCUGGACAGUUUUACCUCUUCUAUGAGCGGACUCUGCGAUUUUGAAACAGAAAUAAACACUAAGAAAGAAUCCUUCAGUAAACCACUUAGGCACUGGUGUCAAAUUCUUCUGUUGCUGCUAAUCUCCGGGAAUGUGCAACCCGGUCCAGGCCCAGAUUCUGCUGUAAGUCUUCGAGGACUGGUCUUGGGUUCAUCCAUUUGAAUGUACACAGUCUUUCCACUAAUAUGGACGUGAUAGGUAUUUGGGCACAUUCAACCGAUGCUGAAGUAAUUGUUUUGUCUGAGACUUGGCUAAACAAAUCUGUUCUGAACAAGGAUAUAAGCAUUCGUGGUUUUAAUGUAUAUAGGAGUGACUGAUCCAAAAGGGGUGGGGGUGUCACAGUCUUUAUCAAAAAUAAGUUUCACGCGAAUGUGCUUCUCUCUAAAUCGGUGAGUAAGCAUUUCAAAUUUUGAGGUCUCUGAAACUCUGUUGUCGGUUGCUACAGGACACCUCCAGCUGUCAGUGGUGCUCUACCCUCUUAAUGCAGCUUGUAUUGGGAUUGAAUUUGAAAGAAAUAGUCAUUAUUUGAGAUCUAAACUGGAACUGGCUACGUACUGGCUACGGCCAGUAUCUGAUGAUUUUAAAUCUUAUUGUGACUCUCAAAUCUUUAUCAGAUUAAUAGUCCCCCAGACCUAAUUUGAAAUGUCUUGUCUUGAAAAUCCUGUUUUAUUGAUCUAAUCCUAACAUCUAAUCCUCAUAAAGACACAGCUGCUUCUGUAUUUGCAAAUGACAUUAGUGACCAGUGUGUUGUUGCCACAGUUAGAAAUACAAAAAGUCUCGAAACCAAGCCACAUGUCACUAUUAACCACGACAUGAAACAUUUUAUGGAAAAAGGGUUUGUUCAUGAGCUGUUUGACUUUGAGAGAAAAUGUAUCUCAUUGCUGAUGUUGAAAAGGCCUGUAAAUUCUUUUAUAAUGGUUUUACUGAAAUUGUCAACAAGUUUGCUCCCCCCGAAAAGUAUAGUUAAAGGCCGAAACCGUGAAUGGUUCAAUGAUGGUUCACUCCAUAUUAACAGAUUUACUUCAUGAGCGCGAUGUGGCCUGGACCCUAAUGAAGUUCAUUUUAUAUGGAAAUCUGCCUUUGUUCUUCCCUUGUUAGAAGGGGGUGACCCUACACUCUUAAGCAAUUAUAGGCCCAGGUACGAAUAGUGUGUCCUGGUUAAGGUUCUGAAAUCCCCUGUGAGUGAACAGCUGAAAGAGUUUUUAUCUACUAACAGUAUCUCGUAUAAAUCAAUAAAUUGGGUUUUUACUUUAGAAUAAUGUCUGGCCUUUCCUUUGAGGUCAAAAGGAGGCUUGUCGCCGCCACCUUUAAGUCUGUGCUGGAUUCUUACAUUAUUAUUUCAUGCAUGCAUCUUCACGAUGCCUACACGCGCUGGCUACUGUCCAACAUGGAGCACUGAGGCUUAACACAAGUUUUAAAGCCCUCACUCACCAUUGCGUGUUGUAUGCGCGGGUUGGAUGGUCUGCCCUUGUCCACCCUUGUGCUUAACCACUUGCAUGUAUUUAUUUAUAAGGCUACUCUAGGUCUGCUUCCAUCUUAUCUUCUGAUCUGGAUUCUUUGAAAAGCAUGGGGAAUUAUUGACUUUGCUCCAAGGACUUUUUCCCACUGUCUGCACCGAAUUGGGAAAAGGGCUGUUGAAGUUUGCUGCUCCCUUUGCCUGGAAUCAGUUAGAAAAUCACCUGAAUCUCAGAGAGCGGGUCUCACUGGAUGCUUUUAAAGUCACCUCAAAGGACCUGGCUUUAGAUGUGUGUUUUCUGACUCAUAUAGCCCCGUUUGAUCCCUGAUGUUGAUGACUUGUGAUGAAUAUUUUUGCUUUUUUUUUUUUUAUUUUAUCUUGUGCUAAACCCUGUUUAUUGUGCUGCCGCCUGUCUUGGCCUGGACGCUCUUGUGAAGAGAAUUUUAAUCUCAGUGAGACUUUUCCUGGUUAAAUAAAGGUUGAAUAAAACAACAAAAAAAAAAAAACACAACAGUGUUUACCGUGACGUUUAUUGACAUGUUUACAUCAACAUGUGGACAAUCAAACAGAGUGAGACCUCCUCCUACUGCUCCUCCGCCCUAUGGGACACCCUUACGUGCACGCGCGUUGCACGCUCGCUCUCUCGCUCACGCGCAGAUCCAGCCCUCUAUCUUCUUCCAAACUACAGAGAUGGAUGAUCUGGACCCGGAUCUGAUGACGAUGAUGAUGAGGAAGGUGCUGCUCAUUGGCUGCUGUGCAGAGAGACGCGCUGUUUGCUGGGGAGAGGAGUGACAGGAGGUGGAGAGGAGUUUGUUUUUCUUUAAAAGGUGAAGAGGAAGAAACUUCCCGCCGCAGCUCAGAUCUCUGACUGACAGAAGAAGAAUCGGACUAAAACCAGCAGAAGAAGAAGUCGGAGGAGCUCCCGAUGAAACUUUUUGCUCUGUAAACUGCGCGCGUUCCCGCCGCCCCCGGCUGCCUCGAGACUAACGCGCAUGCUCUCUGCACAGUUGUUUUGUUUUUUUCCCGUCUGUGUAUAAUGGACCGAUUGUGUCACCGGGCUCGGUGGUGACGUCACCGGAGAGAAAGGACCGGAGGAAUGCGCGCAGCCGCUGAUCCGGACCAGGAGCGGGAGCGCGCCUCAACUGAGUACAUGAGC